Messenger RNA from Meira miltonrushii, 3276 nucleotides. RefSeq lists its product as uncharacterized. NCBI's taxonomy places the organism in Eukaryota, Fungi, Basidiomycota, Exobasidiomycetes, Exobasidiales, Brachybasidiaceae. Gene Ontology annotation, molecular function: alpha-glucosidase activity; carbohydrate binding. The record is from RefSeq and is a predicted model, not a curated record. The transcript has a single exon. Gene Ontology annotation, biological process: carbohydrate metabolic process; N-glycan processing. Bases 181 to 3231 code for a protein of 1016 amino acids. Gene Ontology annotation, cellular component: glucosidase II complex.
GUUGGAAGGAUUAGAACGAGCCGCCUGAUCCUACUCCAGUUUAGGCUCUACAUCUGCGUAAGAAUACUGGAGCUGUACGCAUAUACCCGCUGGCUAUCCAACACUUUAACCUUCCUAAAGAUCAUCAUCAUCAUUGACAGCUUCUCCCCACAAAAGGGAAGCUGCAGUGUUAUUCUUCAUAUGAUGGAGCUAAGGCAAACAAAGUGGUCACGUCUGGCUCUUCAAUUGCCUCUUGUUAUACUUGCAUUGGUAGUCCUUUUCAAUGCUCAACCUGCCAAGAUGGUCAGACCCAAUGACUUCAAGAAAUGCGGCGAUUCAUCCUUCUGCCGACGUUUGCGUCGUUUAUCUUCCUACAGUGAAGAGCAAACACGUAAUAAUCAUGGAAGUCCCUUUGAGUCACCAUACUUUAUCGCGAGUAAGUCGACAAAAUACGACUCCAACACAGCAACCUUAAAGGCAACAGUGAAAUCUGCCCUUCAUUCUGCACUGCAGUUCGAUUUGCAAGUGUUGUUCUACAACGAUGGUACCAGUCGCGUAAAGCUCGAUCAAGGAGGACAAAAGCAUGGGGGAUGGAAACGAUAUGAUGAGGCUGCUGCUUGGGCAAUCGAUCAACAGCCCAUUCCUGCUGAAGCUGGUCAAGUGAACGUGCAGGAAGACAAUGGCCAAACGACUGUCACAUUUGGGCCCAACGGUGAGAACAAAUUGCUCUUGUCACAUCAACCUCUCAAGGCUACAUAUCUACGCAAUGGUGUCCCUCAAGUAGUGCUCAAUGAACGUGGUUUGUUGCACAUGGAGCACUACAGACCAAAGCCGGACCCUUUCCCGUCCGCAAACGAUGACGAUGCUAAGAAGCUUGUAUUCCAAAACCGCAAGAGAUCCUUUGAGGAAGCUGGUCAUGCUUCCAUUCGAGCAGAUCAGUGGUCCGGCUUCGAACAAGAAGACGAUGGCGAAUGGGAAGAGAGCUUCAGCGGACGUACCGACACGAAACCGAAAGGACCCGAAGCAUUAUCGCUGGAUAUUGAAUUUCCCGGCAAGACACACGUGUUCGGUUUGCCAGAGCAUGCCAGUCCUCUCAACCUUCGCAGCACUCGUGGACAUACCGAAGAGGACUUCAAAGAGCCUUAUCGAUUGAUGAAUACAGAUGUAUUUGAGUAUGACUCUGACUCCCCAAUGAGUCUUUACGGCUCCGUUCCGAUCAUGCAUGCCCAAAGUGCUGAUUCAGCUGCCAGUGUACUGUGGCUUUCCGGCAGUGAGACUUGGAUCGACAUUGAUCGCUCAGAAACGAACAAGGUCUCCAAAGCCCGUGCUCACUUUUUCUCUGAAUCAGGCAUUUUGGAUCUUUGGGUCUUUCUCAAGCCAACUCCAGGGGAGAAUCUAGCAACGUUCUCACAACUUACCGGCAGAACACCUUUGCCUGCAUACUUCUCACUGGGAUACCAUCAAUGUCGAUGGAAUUACUUGACAACAGAUGAUGUUCUAAAUGUUAACAAGAGAUUUUCCGAAGACGAUAUUCCCGUUGAUGUUCUUUGGCUUGACAUUGAAUAUGCCAAAAACCACUGGUAUGGAGUCUGGAACGAAGAAACUUUCCCAAAGCCAGAACGCAUGCUAGAAGGACUAGAUGCAGAAGGACGUAAGCUGGUGAUCAUCAUUGAUCCGCACUUUGCUCGUAAGGAUGAGUACUUCCUCUACAAAGAAGCAAACAGCAACGAUUUAUUCGUUAAAGAUGCAGACAACAAGAACAGCUACGAAGGUUGGUGCUGGAGUGGCUCAGCAAGUUGGACUGAUAAUUUCAAUCCUAAAUUCUGGGCAUGGUGGAAGACCAUCUUUAGCCUUGCCGGAAAGAAGAUCAAAGCCAACGCAAGAAACAUGCACUUCUGGUUGGAUAUGAAUGAGCCAGCUAUCUUCAAUGGACCUGAAAUUACUGCCCCGAAAGAUGUGCGUCAUCAUGGCGGAUGGGAACAUCGCGAUGUGCACAACAUUUAUUCGGUCGCUUACCACAAUGCAUCCUAUGAAGCUGCAAAAGCCCGUGAAACACCAAAUCGAAGACCUUUCUUGCUUGCUCGUGGUUGGUGGAUUGGAACAUGGAAAGCAGGACCAAUUUGGACAGGGGAUAAUCUCGGUACGUGGGAGCACUUGGCUGUUGCAGCACCGAUGAUCUUAGCAAACAAUAUUGGAGGAAUGAGCUUCUGCGGUGCAGAUGUCGGAGGAUUCUUCGGAAACCCUGCUCCUGACUUCUUGCUCAGAUGGUACCAAGCCGGUAUCUUCCAUCCUUUCUUCCGUGCACAUGCUCAUAUCGAUACCAAGCGACGUGAGCCUUACUUGUUGGCAGAGCCUCAUAAAUCCGCUGUCCGCGAAUUGAUCAAGUUACGUUAUCAAUUGUUGCCGGUAUGGUAUACGGCAUUCAAACAAUCCAAUCAUGGUGGUUUACCCGUCUUGAGACCUCAAUAUGUGAUGUUCCCGAAUGACGUCAACGGAUUCUCGAUCGACGAUCAAUACUACAUUGGCGAUUCGGGUCUUUUGGUCAAACCUGCCGUAAAAGCGGAUGCUGAAUCUGUUGAAGUGUAUUUAGCCGAAGAUCAACCAUACUACCAUUUUUUCACAAAGGAAGUUUACUUUGGUUCAAGCAGUGGCAAAAAGGUCACAGUUCAAUCUCCUUUGACGAGCGAAGUGCCUUUGUUGAUGCGUGGUGGAAGUAUCUUGCCUAUCCGUCAACGUGUUCGUCGUUCCGCAGAAUUGGGAUGGCGUGAUCCUUUCACUUUGAUUGUUUCCGUCAACAAACCUGCUUCUUCCGGUAGUGAUACCGUGCGGGCAUCUGGCAGACUGUAUUUGGAUGAUGGCCAAACGUAUGACCACGAAAAGGGAGACUUUGUUUGGCGUCAAUUCGACUUGCACCAUGAUCAAAGCGGCAAGCAUGUUUUGAAAAUCACAGACUUACGCCCAACAAGCUCAAAGACGGAGUUAGCUACAUUCACUGGACAAAGCGCAUUUGCCGAAGCGAUUGCAGAUGUUCGAGUGGAACGAUUGAUCGUUUUAGGUUUGGAGAAAGCACCUAGCGCAAUUCAUGCGAUCGAUUCAAAGACGAAUGAGCGCGUUCCAUUGCAAUUCACAUGGCAAGCUGGCGUGUCAGCAACGUCAAAGGGACUCAAAUCAAGCAAAAAGAGCAGCGAAUUGAUCAUCAAGGAUCCCGCAGUGAAGAUCAUCGGUGAUUGGAAGAUAGAGUUUGACGUAUGAUGAUCAGACAAAAAUGAGGAAUGAUAUUAUAAGAAUAUGCGAUAA